This is a messenger RNA of Amphibalanus amphitrite, 1190 nucleotides long. It is a transcript of the gene Grx3, whose product is annotated as glutaredoxin-3-like. The transcript has a single exon. The record is from RefSeq and is a predicted model, not a curated record. NCBI's taxonomy places the organism in Eukaryota, Metazoa, Arthropoda, Thecostraca, Balanomorpha, Balanidae. Bases 1 to 978 code for a protein of 325 amino acids.
AUGUCUCUGACGAAGAUCACCACUGCUGAGGAGUUCACAGCCUCAUGUCAGGGCUCUCUGACGGUGGCGCACUUUGCUGCUCACUGGGCGCCACAAUGCCAGCAGAUGAACGAGGUUCUGGAAGAGCUGGCACGUGACCCACAGCUGGCCCAUGUCCGCUUUGUCACAGUGGAGGCGGAGGACCUGCCGGACCUCUCGGUGAAGCACGCGGUGGCCGCGGUGCCCACCUUCGUCCUCUUCAGCGGCGGCCGCGCCGUAGACCGUGUGGACGGCGCGAAGGCCGCCGAACUCUCCAAGAAGGUCCAGACACAUGCGCAGCAGGGAGAUGUACCUCCACUACCGCCAGCAGCACCCAAGGAGGACCUCAACACCCGCUUGAAGCGCCUAGUCAGCCAGGCACCCUGCAUGCUGUUUAUGAAGGGCACACCAGCUGAGCCAAAGUGCGGCUUCAGCAAGCAAAUCAUCGAAAUAUUCAACACGCAUGGUGUCAAGUUCUCCAGUUUCAACAUUCUGGAGGACGACGAGGUACGCCAGGGUCUGAAGAAGUUCUCCGACUGGCCCACUUACCCGCAGGUGUACGUGAACGGCGAGCUGGUGGGCGGCCUGGACAUCAUCAAAGAGCUCGUCUCCGGCGGCGAGCUCGCUUCCACGCUGCCCUGCAAGAAAACCCGGGAAGAGAUUGACGCGCGUCUCCGUGAGCUCACCACCGCCAACCCCAUCCAGGUGUUCAUGAAAGGCGACCGCGAUCAGCCGCGCUGUGGUUUCUCGCGACAGCUGAUCGAGAUUAUGAAUUCGACCGGCGUUCAGUACGGUACGUUCGACAUCCUCUCUGACGAUGAGGUGCGGCAGGAGCUGAAGAGGUUCGCAGAUUUCCCCACAUACCCGCAGGUCUGGGUCAAGGGUGAGCUCGUUGGAGGUUUGGAUAUUAUCAAGGAGUUGCUAGAGGGCGGGGAGCUUGACGAAACGCUCAAAGUGUGAUAGGAGGCGCUGAUGAUGGCGUACCCACCAUUGACUUUGGUUGGUGUGCUUGCUUCCACAAUGUGUUACGCUGUGUUGGGUUCGCUGCUUCACUGUCUGACGUCUAAGCGGGUACCUAAUUCGACGCAGUUUGGUUACCCAAAAUUGUAGCUGGUGUCAUAAUGUUGUAUUCAGAGCAUUUAACUUUUAAAAUAAACAGGAAUUGAGUCAUG